AUGCAAUGGAUUUAUAGCUCCCGUUUAGGUGUUCGAUGAAAUGUCUCAAUCAGUGAAUCGGGCCUGUUUUUUUUUUUUUUCCUUCCUCGAAUUAGUUACUCAGUUUUCCCCUGUAAUGGUUGCUUGCAACUGUUGUGUUCUUGUGAAUGAUUUGGGAUACAAAUAGAAGGUUGCCCUUCCAUCAUCAAUCAAGCUUCCCUGCUGGACUCAUGAUAUGUUUCUUUCAUUUCGUGUCCAUUUUUAUUGUGGGAAUCAUGCGAUUACCUGAAAUUAGUGAUUACCUUUUUCAUAGUCUCAUGUGAUUUGGAAGAUUAGGUUCCCACUUAGCUGGGCUAACCUUUUGUUUUGUCGUGUUGUAGUUGAUAUAGAUUUAUACUUGAAGCCUGAAGGAUCCCCCUUUGAUUGACAAUGAUGGAUAUUGCCGAAGUUGAAGAGAGUCUUUUUGCAGCCACUGAUGCCAAGUUGCAUGGAGAAAUGUGCAAAGCUUUAUCUGCAAUCUAUUGCAAGAUCUUGUCUGUUUUCCCGUCCUUAGAAGCAGCACGACCUCGGAGCAAGUCGGGCAUACAAGCACUAUGUUCACUCCACAUAGCACUCGAGAAAGCGAAAAACGUUCUUCAGCACUGCUCAGAAUGCAGCAAACUUUACUUGGCCAUCACCGGAGACUCCGUCCUCCUAAAAUUCGAAAAGGCGAGAGCCGCCCUUGUGGAUGGUUUGAAGCGAGUCGAAGAUAUCGUUCCACAGUCUAUUGGUUGUCAAAUUUUGGAUAUUAUAAAUGAACUCGAGUCGAUCACAUUUUCACUCGAUCCAUCAGAGAAACAAAUCGGCGAUGAGAUCAUUGCGUUGCUUCAACAAGGCCGUAAGUUUGACAAUUGCAACGACAGCAAUGAGCUCGAAUCCUUUCAUCAGGCUGCUACAAGGCUAGGUAUAACCUCUUCUCGGGCAGCUCUCACUGAACGAAGGUGUCUCAAGAAACUCAUAGACAGAGCUCGUGUGGAGGAAGACAAGCGAAAGGAGUCCAUUGUAGCUUAUCUAUUACACCUCAUGAGGAAAUACUCGAAGCUAUUCCGAACUGACCUUACAGCAGAUGACAACGACUCGCAGGGGUCAACACCUUGUUCCCCGACUAUCUUAAACUCGUUUGACGAUAACAAUAACCAGGCAUUUGAUCGUCAUCUGUCAAAGCUCAGCUCUUUCAACUUCAAGAUCCCAAAUUUUAGAAAGUCCGAGCAAUUGGCAGUCCCACCAGAGGAGCUGAGGUGUCCGAUAUCGCUCCAGCUCAUGUAUGAUCCAGUCAUCAUUGCUUCGGGGCAAACUUAUGAAAGGAUAUGUAUCGAGAAAUGGUUCAGUGAUGGACAUGACACGUGCCCCAAGACUCAACAGAAGCUGCCUCAUUUGUCGUUGACUCCAAACUACUGCGUCAAAGGUCUUGUUGCUAGUUGGUGCGAACAGAAUGGAGUUCUUGUCCCCGAGGGUCCACCAGAGUCCUUGGACUUGAACUACUGGCGGCUGGCAUUGUCUCAAUCUGAGUCAAACUCGAGGUCAACCGAUAAUCUUAAACCUGAUUUCGUCAAGAGUGUGAAAGUUGUUCCUUUGGAGGAGGCUGAUGAGAGUGAAAUGGAGAGUUUAUCUCCAGUGGAUGAAGAUAUCCAUGAGGAAGAAGAUGACAAUGAGGUUGAUGCGUUGAAGCGAUGUCAGGAUUUUCUUAGUGUGUUGAAUGAUGAGCGUGAGAACUUGAAGAAGAAGUGCACGGUAGUGGAAGAAGUGAGAUUGUUGUUGAAGGAUGAUGAGGAGGCAAGGAUUUACAUGGGAGCGAAUGGAUUUGUGGAAGCGCUUCUGCAGUUUCUGCAGUUGGCUGUUCGAGCUAGGAAUGGUUCGGCUCAGGAUAGUGGUGCCAUGGCUCUGUUCAACCUUGCAGUCAACAACAACAGGAACAAAGAAAUGAUGCUAGCCGCUGGUAUCCUCCCUCUCCUCGAUGAGAUGAUAUCAACCUCAGACUCCCACGGGUCAGCAACCGCCCUCUACCUCAACCUGUCCUGCCUCGAAGAUGCCAAAUCUGUCAUCGGAUCCAGCCUUGCCGUACCCUUCCUAAUCCAGAUCCUGCAAGGUCAAUAUCCAACACAGUGCAAGCUCGACGCUCUGCACGCCCUCUUCAACCUUUCGUCCAACCCUUCCAACAUCUCAAACCUCCUUUCUGCUGGAAUAGUGAACGGCCUCCAAUCCCUCCUCUCUUCCCCCGGCGAUUAUCACUCGUGGACUGAGAAGGCCAUAGCAGUGAUGGUCAACUUAUGCUCGAGUCAAUCAGGCAAAGCAGAGAUUGCAGCUUCUUCUGGCCUGAUAACCGCAAUAGCAUCAUUACUUGACACCGGAGAAACAGUCGAGCAGGAACAAUCCGUUGCGUGUCUCUACAUGCUCUGCAAUGGGAAUGAACUAUGCAGUCAAAUGGUCUUACAAGAAGGGGUCAUUCCUGCACUGGUCUCCAUCUCUGUAAAUGGUACUACAAGAGGCAAAGAGAAGGCCCAACGACUUCUGAUGCUCUUCCGCGAGCAGCGCCAGAGAGAACAGCAGCAGCAGCAACAGCAACAACAGCCUUCACCAUCUCUUGCUCCAUCUGCUGAAAAAACUGCUGCAAUAGCGCAAGCUGAGAGCAGCAGUACUUCUAAACCGGGACCAACUCCGGAAAAGAAGCCGCUAUGUAAAGCUGCAUCCAGAAGAAAGAUGAGUAGAGCCUUUAGUUUCUUCUGGAAGAGCAAGAGCUACUCGCUUUACCAAUUCUGAUAAGAAGAGUUGGGUUGGCGAUUGUACAUUCACUUCUCCAUAAUGUAUCUUCUUAACACCCCCUCCUCCUUUUGUUUGUUUGGACAGACUUUUCUUCUUCAUCCGUUUUCUCAUUUCUGGUUUUACAAAUAGAGGAAAGAAGAGAUGUAGAGGCCGCCCCCGUGUAAGUAUGGCAUUUUGGUUAUCCAUCUUUGCUUUCACUCUUCUUGAUAGGGAAAUACAUGUAACAUUAUGAUGUAUGUUUUCUUGUCUUCCCAUGUUAGUUUAACACAAGUCAAUACAAAACAAGUUUUAGUACUAGUGCAUU
Molecule: messenger RNA, 3082 nt
Organism: Linum tenue
Lineage: Eukaryota; Viridiplantae; Streptophyta; Magnoliopsida; Malpighiales; Linaceae
Source: the annotation of a GenBank genome assembly